GUGACGCACGUGAUAUUUCAUGGAUAUUUCACGAAGGAUUUGCAAUCUGCUAUCUGUGUAUCUAUUAUAUUAUUAUAAUUAUACGUAAAGCAUAUGCAGCCGACUGAGCUUGCUGACUAUUCAUUCUUUAAUACUGUGCAAUUAAAAAGUCUUCAAAACGAUUAUCAUUGCCCUAAAUGUUUAGACAUUUUACUGCAUUGAAAAGAAGCUGUAGAAUCUUUGUUUAUGAUACUAAACAGAAACACAGCAGUGUAUUGUAUGCAAUGAGUGCCAUGAAACCUGAUGCUAUGGGGAUUCCUUUAACCCAGGUUGUAGAAACAUUACACAAGUUUGCUGAUCCAUCACUUGCAAAUCCCUGGGAUAAUGUAGGGUUACUUAUUGAACCUACAGAAACAAAACUAGUCUCUCACAUUCUUCUAACAAAUGAUUUAACUGAAAGUGUCAUGCAAGAGGCUUUAGAUUUAAAAACAGAUAUGAUUAUUACCUAUCAUCCUUUGAUAUUUGCCCCUAUGAAAUCUGUAACAACCAGAUCAUGGAAGGAGAAAAUUGUUGCCAAAUGUUUGGAAAAUAGAAUAGCUGUGUAUUCGCCGCAUACUAGUUUCGACUCUGUUAAAGGCGGUGUAAAUGAUUGGCUAGCUUCAGCAUUUGAAGAUGUACUUAAGAGCAGUCACCCAAUAGAAGUAAAUGUAAGCAAUCCUGACUAUGGUUGUGGAAGGAUAUGUAUUUUAAAAAGCAAAAUUUCUAUCGAGGAUGCUGUACAACGUGUAAAGGAACAUACAGGCUUGAAAUACGUUAGAUUAGCUCGCGCUUGUCGCACAGAUGGUUUUAUCAACACUAUUGCACUUUGUGCUGGAUCUGGAGCAUCUGUUUUAAAAGGUGUGUCUGCUGAUCUAUAUCUUACUGGAGAGAUGUUGCAUCAUGAUAUUCUUGAUGCUACACACAAUGGAAUCAGUGUGAUAUUAACAAAUCAUUCCGAUUCAGAACGUGGUUUUCUUACAAAAUUUGCAUUUACUUUAAGCGAUGUGUUGGACAAAUCUGUGAAUGUGAGUGUAUCUAAAAAUGAUGCGGAUCCCUUGAAAACGGUUUAAUUUAAUUGGAAAAAUAAAAAGGGCAGUCACAUCAACGUGAAAUUGGGGAUAAAAUUAUCUUUCGUUUUAAGGAUAGACAAUUUUUAUUUCAACCCGAUGAAGUUUUUAAUCGGAGAGAUAUCAGGGAAGUAAUCGUUACAUAAAAGAAUCAUAUUAUAUUGUAAUAUAACACAAAUAAUUUACAGCUACAACAGAAACUGUAUUUCAGUUUGUGUAUAACGCGCUUAAACUACUUUGCAAUUAAUCUUUAAACAUAUGUAACCAUUAUAGAAUCAAUUUCCCUUAAUUCGAUUAUUGAAAUAUUUUUCAUUUGCUUUACCAUUCGUCCGUUUUAUUUUUCUUUUUUUCUUAUAUGCUCACAUUCACACGAAAAAUCACGCAUGACGAUUACGAAGAGAAACUUGAUCUUUUUGUUAACAACGUGUACGUAAUAGACGCUUAUCGUUUGAAAACUUAUCUAAAUAAAAUACAACAGUCGUUAA
This is a messenger RNA of Osmia lignaria (orchard mason bee), 1570 nucleotides long. RefSeq names its product cytosolic iron-sulfur assembly component 1 (gene Ciao1). Gene Ontology annotation, biological process: iron-sulfur cluster assembly. The record is from RefSeq and is a predicted model, not a curated record. NCBI's taxonomy places the organism in Eukaryota, Metazoa, Arthropoda, Insecta, Hymenoptera, Megachilidae. Gene Ontology annotation, cellular component: mitochondrion; cytoplasm; cytosolic [4Fe-4S] assembly targeting complex. Gene Ontology annotation, molecular function: protein binding.